Molecule: messenger RNA, 2096 nt
Organism: Pseudophryne corroboree (corroboree frog)
Lineage: Eukaryota; Metazoa; Chordata; Amphibia; Anura; Myobatrachidae
Gene: C3H10orf105
Product: chromosome 3 C10orf105 homolog
Exons: 2
Coding region: 251-685 (144 amino acids)
Source: RefSeq, a predicted model, not a curated record
CCUAUGACUGUGGUUGGAACUAGUGAUAACGAGAUAUUUAAGGAGCAUUUGCAAUUUGUUUCCAUAAGUUUUACUUUCUCUCCUUUGUCUGCAUCACCCUCUGCCCUCUCCUCCCUCUUGCUGCCUCUGUCUUUCCAUCCUCCCCCCAGCAAAGUGCAUCCAAGUUUGAGAAAAACAGACAUCCAGCAGUGACCAACAGAAUCAUGAGAGAACGGACGACUGGAUAAGAGAAAACCUACAAUCAGGCAAGAUGAACACUGAAAGUGCAGAGAAGUUCAAUAAUGAAACACUAGGGGGAACCCCUAUCUUUGUACUUUUUAAUACUACCAUGGAGAAUAUUUCAAUUAAUAAUACGACCAAGAUGCCCUUGGAUUUUACAGACCCAUUACCUAUCAUCAUCUCUCUUGUGUGCAUUUUCCUACUCCUUGCCACCUGCCUAAUUUUUGUGACAUUGUGCAAACCUGCUGCCCUAGACCAGUCUUUACAUGGGCCACGGGAAUUUAUGCCAUACCAUGUGGAAGAUUCAAGUGAACCACAACUAAGACUCUGGAAGAGGUUGGGUUCUCUCAGGCAUUCAAUCAACAGCUUUAGACGCAGCAGGCCAAUCUCUCAGUGCCAAAGGACUUGCCCAAGAAUAGCUUCAACCAACCAAGACUGGUCUUUUAUGGAGUCCACCAAAAUGUGACUGAAAGUUUUUGGUGUACAAAAUUACUGCUGUAAGACAAGUCUACAAUAAGGAUUGCUGGUAUUGAAUAUCUGCAAAAUUCAAUGUCAUACACAAAAACCUGUGACUCUGAACCACUAUGUCUCAACAGUCAUGCACAAAAUUAUAUAAAUAUAUCAUUUAUUUCCAUGCUCUCCAGAUUCAGUGCUGUAAUUCUGCUAAGCCUACAAACAAGUUUACAAUGCACCUGCUGAGUUUCACUAGUUUUCCAAAAGCAAAUAGUUACUUCUUUUCAUAUAGAAACAAUAGUGUGUGAAAGAACACUUCAUUGGCAAAUUAUGUAACACAAAAAAAAACAGUCAUCUACAUUUCUCUCUAAUUGCAGAUAAUGAAAAUGAAUAUUAACUGGAAGGAAAAGUACAUGGUUUUUAAAUAAUUUCGGCAGGGAAGGGCAACCAUCAGCACUUCGGAGGUUAAGCUACAGUUCCAUGAUUCAGUGUUGGAAGUUUAGUUCAUCGACAGCUGAAUUGGUGAAGGGAAUUGCUGACUUGCCUGCCCUUUCCUGGAUUUUGGGGAUGUCAUAAAAGAAAUGUUGUAUAUUUUUAAUUUCAGCAGAAAAACACUAAUAAAUGGGAUGCAUGCAUGAUUUAAGCCUAUCUGAAUGAAUAAUUUUCGUGUUUGUUUUUCAGCAAUUUUAUUAUGUUAUUUUUGUUUGUUCGGUACAUUUUCACAUAUUUGUAGAAUUUGUGUUCUAUUUAAAUGUUUUGCUCUUAUAUUCUUUUUUAAAUGGAAAUAUGAAAAGUAUUUUGAACUUUUCUUUUUAAAUUAAAUUAUUGAAAUUGCUCAUUUUGCCAGAACGUUGUCAGUAUGAUGUAUUGCAUUUGCACUUGAUUACUAACAGCAAUCAUGAUAUCUCUUGCAAGUGAAGCAAUAAAAUGUAAUGACUAGUGAGUAAUAAUAGCAACAAAAAAAAAAACCCUAUGGAGUUUAUGUAUCGAGCAGUGAAAAUAGUGGAGAACUGGACCAGUGGAGAAGUUGCCCAUAGCAACCAAUUAGCUUUGAGGUAACAUUUAUCAAGUACACUCUAUAAAAUGGUAGGCAGUUGCCGAUUGGUUGCUAUGGGCAAUUUCUCCACUGGUCCAAUUCAAUAAUCUCUACUCUUUUCACUGCUUGAGACAUCAACCUCUUUGUGUUAUGAGACUGUGUAUGAAUGUUACAUUUUGUAAGACUGUAAUAUAAUCUUGCAAACUGUAUGAAGUUAAUGGCUACAUAAAGCUGCAGUUUGUACAUGUGCUAAGAGAAAAAAAUAGCACAAGUUGAAACUGCAACAUUAAUCUUGUUUUGAUGUAGUGUACUUAUGAUACUGUUUUUUUAAAUAUAUUUUUUAUCAUGAAAUAAACUGAAAAAUAUUUUCCCUGGAUUGUCAAAACAA